Messenger RNA from Vitrella brassicaformis, 930 nucleotides. The record is from the annotation of a GenBank genome assembly. Lineage: Eukaryota; Vitrellaceae.
CAUCAAACGAGGUCCGCCUGUCAGUCAGCUGGCUAGUGGUCGACCAUCGCAUCGGCCCCAUGAGCCCCUCCCCCACUCACAGCAGCUGCUGCUGCAGCACCACCACCAGCAGUGCCAUUCAACAGACGAUCAGACAUGACUGCACACACACACAGAGAGAAGAGGGACACAUGAAUCGUGCGUGCGUGUGUCGUGCCCCCUCCCUCUGGCUGACAUGACGGCCUCGGUUCCUUCUCGUCGUCUCCUGGUAUGAGUGUGGUGAUGGGCACCCACUCGGGCGGCUCCUGGUCGCCACACCGCCAUGAUAUCACCUGCAGAGAAGAAUGCAUCAUGCAGUAUCCACCAAUGGGGUUUCCUUUCCGUCCUCCUCCCCCCCUUACUGUUCCGUCAUCUGCCGCUGCGGUGAGGACGGUGCCGGUGACGUUGAAGCACACACGCCAUAUCUGCACACAUAUAACACACAGUCGUCACGAAGUAUGCACUGAAUCAACGCAAUGGGUGCGAUCUUAGGCGGGUUCACCGGUCCCGGCGAUACUUCGAUCUUCUGCAGGAUCUGGAGCAGCCACUUGUCGGACGCGCCGGCCACACCCGACUCUGCACAGACACAGACACUCAGCGAGAGAUGCCUGCCUGUCGCGUACACACACACACAAGCUUGUUGCUUCCGUGCAUACCAGCCGAUGGUGGCAAGAUGGCCUCCGCCUGAGCAAGGGGGCGAGCAUGAGAUGCCCGUCUGUCGAUGGGCGUAUGUCUGCCUGGCUGUGUGCCCGCCCUAUUACUGACCGGUGCGUUGGCCGAUGUGUCUUGUUGUGGCUGCUGCUUCCACUGCCAUAUGUGCACCAGGGGCUCGUCCCCACAGGUGGCCAGCAGAUCAUACGGCCUGCAUAGGUUGGGUGCCCACGCCACAUCCUUCAGAGGGGCACUGCUCGC